UUCAUAUUUUGAUUUAGAAAACAUCACAUUUUAUGUGCACUUUCUUUUUGGAAUUGCACACUACAUGUUUGAUAAAUUGCCUGAAAGAAAUUUAAAUCUUUUUUGAGUCUUUUUCAAUGGGGGGAAGUGAUGGAAAUGAUGAGGAGAAAAAUGAUGAUAAUAAAGAGGAGAAAAGCUGCGGUAAUAUGUUGCGGAAUACUGCGUCGAAUAUAAGGAGGUUGGUUGAUGAAAUACAACAAUGUGAAGGGAGAAAGAAGUAUCUUGCACAAACCAAAAGCCCGUCAGAUGGAGGCGAUGUUCGUUGGUACUUUCGUAAGGUUCCAAUGGAGAAAAAUGAGGUAGCUGCCGCUGUCCCACGUUCAGAGUCAGUAGAGAAGAGUGAUUAUUUCCGAUUUGGUAUGAGAGAUUCUCUUGCAAUAGAGGCAUCAUUCUUGCAGCAAGAAGAGGAACUGCUUUCUAUUUGGUGGAAAGAAUUCGCUGAAUGUAGUGAAGGUCCAAAAGGGUCUCCUGCUUCGAUUUCCAAUUCAGAUCCACUGCUAAAACCGUUUUCUUCAGAGAAUUCUCGAACUGGAAAACCUUCCUCAGAUGAGGAUGAGAGAGUCGGUGUCCCUGUAAAAGGCGGUUUGUAUGAGGUAGACUUGGUAAGGAGACAUUGUUUCCCUGUUUAUUGGGAUGGAGAUAAUCGUCGUGUUUUGAGAGGUCAUUGGUUUGUUCGUAAAGGGAGUCUUGAUUGGCUUCCACUCCGUGAGGAUGUAUCUGAACAGUUGGAGUAUGCUUAUCACGGGAGGGUCUGGCGUCGCAGAACAUUUCAACCAUCUGGACAAUUUGCGGCCCGAGUUGAUAUACAAGGGUCUAGUCAGGGAUUGUAUGCUCUUUUUACUGGAGAGGAUGACACAUGGGAGGCUUGGUUAAAUGUUGAUGCAAGAUUCUCUAAUCUCGUUAAGUUAGGUGGGGCCAGCAUUAAGUUAAGGCGUGGUUAUGCUCCAUCUCAUUCUUCAAAGCCAACCCAGGACGAGUUACGUCAACAGAAGGAGGAAGAUAUGGAUGAUUACUGGUCCCAGGUUCCAGUUGGGCAUCUAGUUUUCAUGGUUCAUGGCAUUGGUCAAAGGUUGCAGAAAGCCAAUUUAGUUGAUGAUGUUGGCAUUUUCCGCCAUGUUACCUCUAUCCUUUCUGAAGAACACCUCACUUCGUAUCAGCGUAGAACUCAAAGAGUCCUCUUCAUUCCAUGCCAGUGGAGGAAAAAUUUAAAGCUUAGUGGUGAAUCUGCCGUAGAAAAAUGUACAUUACCUGGUGUACGUGGGUUGCGGGUCACGUUAAGUGCAACGGUUCACGAUGUCUUAUACUACAUGAGCCCUAUCUACUGCCAGGAUAUUAUUGACUCGGUAUCCAAUCAGUUAAAUAAGCUAUAUUUAAAGUUCCUCAAGAGGAAUCCUGGUUAUGAUGGAAAGGUUUCUUUAUAUGGUCAUUCUUUAGGAAGUGUCCUCUCUUAUGACAUCCUUUGUCACCAAGAGACUUUGACUUCCCCAUUUCCCAUGGAAUGGAUUUACAAGGAUAAGAUUAAGUAUGAAAGUUCUACACCAAAUGACAUGAAAUCAUCUACCUCUUCUAAUUCACUCAUCAACGAUUUUAAUACGAUUGUGGAUCAUGGGACUGACAACAGUCCAAGUAAAAUGCUGACUAACAAGAACGAUGGUGUAGAUGAGUGCACAGAAGUGGAUAGUGAGGUUUUAACCAGUAGCUCUAAUCAAGUUGAUGAGGAUGUUUGUCAGCAGGAUGAAAAUACAACAAUUGAAUCACUGAGGGAAGAGAUUAACCUUUUAAAUGCCAGAAUCAAAGAAUUAGAAGCACACAAAGAUCAAGGGGAUAAGGACGAAGAUCUAAAAUCAAAAGAUGAAAACAUGUCUCAAGGCUCUUCAUCUUGCAAAAAUGACACACUGAAGAGUUACACGCCUCUGAUCAAAUAUACAAGAUUGGAAUUUAAGGUGGAUACAUUCUUUGCAGUUGGGUCUCCUCUUGGUGUGUUUCUUUCCCUUCGCAAUAUCCGUAUUGGAAUUGGAAAAGGAAAAGACUACUGGAACAAUGAAAAUAUUAUUGAAGAGAUGCCAUCUUGCCGUCAGAUGUUUAACAUAUUUCAUCCUUUUGAUCCAGUCGCAUAUAGAGUAGAACCACUUGUUUGUAAAGAAUAUGUCAAAGAACGCCCGGUCAUUAUUCCCUAUCAUAAAGGUGGCAAGAGGCUGCAUAUCGGAUUUCAGGAAUUUGUAGAAGAUGUUGCAUCAAGUUCUCAGGUGGUAAUGGGUCACAUGAGCUCAGUUAAGGGCAAAGUAUUGGCACUAUGUCAAGCGAAGGAUGGUGAUGGUGAUGGUGUUGCAGCCGAGACAUCAGAAACGCCAGAAGUUGUAGAAAAAUCUUAUGGUUCAGUGAUGCUGGAGAAAUUAACAGGGAGUGGAGAUGGGCGAAUAGAUCAUGUCCUGCAGGAUAAAACAUUUCAGCAUCAAUACAUAUCUGCUGUUGGAGCACAUACAAGUUAUUGGAAAGAUCUAGACACUGCUUUAUUUAUAUUGAAACAUUUAUAUCGAGACAUACCAGAUGAGCCCGAAACACCAGAUAAAUACAUGGAGGAUGAAACAAACCAAGAAACUGGUGACUGGAAAAGGUGGUUUAAUGAUGAAGAGGCAGCUGAGGAAGAGCUUCCAUUAACCUUUUCUAAUACGAAGUUUGUGAAAAAGUUCACUAGGAGAGCCAAAAGCUUCAUUGGCCCAUAACUUUUACUUGCAAAGAAACUGGUGGUUUUUGUAUGAAUGCCAUGAGAACAUCAUAGCUUGCAAGAAUAAGUGGUUCUAGAUAAAUUAUUAAAUUGUAAAUGUAAAUAUAUCAUCAUUGUAUGCACAUUUUGUCCGAAAGCUCAUUCUUGAAAACGUCGGAGUUCUUUUUGCAA
This is a messenger RNA of Erigeron canadensis, 2935 nucleotides long. RefSeq names its product phospholipase SGR2-like. Gene Ontology annotation, cellular component: cytoplasm. The coding region runs from base 117 to 2762 and encodes 881 amino acids. Lineage: Eukaryota; Viridiplantae; Streptophyta; Magnoliopsida; Asterales; Asteraceae. The transcript is spliced from 21 exons. The record is from RefSeq and is a predicted model, not a curated record. Gene Ontology annotation, molecular function: metal ion binding; glycerophospholipase activity.